Lactuca saligna is the source of this 825-nucleotide messenger RNA. The record is from the annotation of a GenBank genome assembly. NCBI's taxonomy places the organism in Eukaryota, Viridiplantae, Streptophyta, Magnoliopsida, Asterales, Asteraceae.
AUGGAUGGAGUUAUGUGGCGCCACCAACAGAAGCUUCCAAGCUUUCAGUUCUCAACAAAAGUUUUACAAGAGUUUAGUACUGAUCUGUUGAUGAGAUCGACAUUAGAUUCGAUGUUUAAGGUGGAGUUUGGGUUUGAUCUUGAUACUCUAUCGGGUUCAAAUGAGGCAAGCAAUCGGUUUAUGGAAGCGUUUGAUGAAUCAAAUGGCGAGUUCUUUAAUUUUUAUACAUUCUUUAAUUCAAUUGUGAUUCCCAAACCUAAUGAGCCAUUUGUUUCAGAACUUCUUACAACUCUUCCAACAACCAUUGUUGACCUUGAGCCUCACCAGAUACAUACGUCUUAUGAAUAUGUUGGUCAUAUGAUUCAAGUAGAAUCUAAGGAAACAGAACGUGAUGAGUAUCUGCAGAGGUUGAUGGAUCUUCCCAAUCAGAGGAUGAUGUUGCAACCACCUCCCUCCAUUGGGACAACUGCCACUAAAGUUCUAUGUUUAACACAAGUGGUGACUGAAGAUGAACUUAAAGAUGAUGAAGAUUAUCAAGAUAUAUUGGAAUACAUGAAAAUAGAUUGUGGAAAAUUCGGUAGUCUAGUGAAUGUUGUAAUUCCACUCCCUAACCCUACUGGAGAACCAGCACCAGGUGUUGGCAACGUAAAGUUGAUGGAAGAAAGGAAUAUGAAGCCACUUGAUUCAAAUCUUGCAGCAUUAUCAGCAAGAUGCAGUAAAGACUUGGAGUUGAAUUUGACUAAGUCAUUCUUGAGUGAGAUGGGCCAAGAUGCAACUUUACUUAGUUGGAAUUUGAUGUAUAGAGUAGAUUAUAUGCAAAUUUAG